Molecule: messenger RNA, 3035 nt
Organism: Melanotaenia boesemani (Boeseman's rainbowfish)
Lineage: Eukaryota; Metazoa; Chordata; Actinopteri; Atheriniformes; Melanotaeniidae
Gene: keap1a
Product: kelch-like ECH-associated protein 1a
Exons: 12
Coding region: 889-2757 (622 amino acids)
Molecular function (GO): protein binding
Source: RefSeq, a predicted model, not a curated record
ACCACAACAGCCUUUGGACAUCCGCUUGCAGCGACGAACAGCAGCUACGACUCUGCACAUUUCUCCCAUUGACGUAGAGGACAGACGUUUUCCUGAGAGCACAUCCUGCGGUGUAAUAACUCCCGACUGGGCGCGUUUGUUUUCACUUUAGUGCGCCGUGUUGUGUUUUGUUGUGAUCCGGAGUCUCACAGUCGACUUCAGGUGCUGUUUUGGUGAGUGAAUCUGCAGCUUUUUUCAAUAACACUUUUACGCACUGUGUGUUGACGCGCCCUUUACGGGAGAAAAGAGCGAAGAAGUAAGAUAAGCAUCACAGCACCAGGUUGAAGAAAUCAUAGAUGCUUCCCUGUCUUGUGUGAGACAACAAAUGACAAAGAACCUCUGAAAUAUUUACUUACAAACCCAUGAACCCUGUGAAAUCUGGACCAAGAAGGAUUUAAUGAUCAUGGCUUGACUUGGGAACUGUCUGAUCCUAACACAAAUGCUGUCAGUCAUGCUGGUGCCUGAUUAUGUGGAUCUGGGAGCAUUGUGUGGUUCAAGUUUGUUCCCCCUCCAUAUCUGUGCAGAGAAACAUGACUUUAAGUUAUUUUGUGCUUCAACUGGCUUUCUCUCUGGGCAUUUCACUCUGCCUGCUGGCUAUGGCUGGGACAACCAGUGGAGAGCCGCGUUAUGCUGUUCAAACCUUUAAAUUAAUGGGAAAUGUCUACUGAUUGAAUCAAUAUUUCUGUUAAUAUAUAUAUAUAUAUAUAUAUUUUUCUUUGCUUUUAAAAUGGAGAAUCAAAGGACAUCUGCUGACUUAAGCCUUCACAUCUAUGAGUUAAAGACCAAAUGAAUUCCUUAUGCUGAAAGUGAAAUAAGAGUUUAAGGACAGAUUAGACUGUAGAUGACUAUAUGAGUCUGUCUCCACUGAAAAACAUAACCUGGAAUGACCCCUUCACUCUCUUCAGUAUGAAUUGCCCAGUCAGGAAGAAACGUCCCACACGUGACUCUGAUUUCUCUGCCAUUGUGGUUCCCUCGAUGCACGGGUCUGGCUAUCUUGACUACACCGUCGAGAAUCACGCCUCCAGAUCGCUGAUGGUCAUGGAUGAGUUGAGACGACAGGAGAUGUUAUGUGACUUGGUAUUACGAGUCACGUACAAGGAAAGGAUUAUGGACUUCAAGGUGCACAAGGUGGUCCUGGCCUCCUGCAGCCCGUACUUCAGGGCCAUGUUCACCAGAGGCUUCAAAGAGUGCAGCGCCUCAGAGGUGACCCUGCGCGAUGUGUGCCCUGAGGUGGUGGGUCGACUGAUCGACUUCGCCUACACCUCCCGCAUCACAGUGGGAGAGAAGUGUGUGUUGCAUGUUCUUUUGGCUGCUAUGAGGUAUCACAUGGAGGACGUAGCCAAGGCAUGCUGUGAUUUCCUCACUAAGCACCUGGAGCCGGCUAAUGUCAUCGGCAUCGCCCGCUUCGCAGAAGAGAUCGGUUGCACAGAACUGCACCACCGGUGCCGAGAGUACAUCAAUACACACUUCAGUGAGGUGACCAAGGUGGAAGAGUUCUUCAGCUUGUCUCACUGCCAGCUGCUGGAGCUCAUCAGUCAGGACAGUCUCAAGGUGCUCUGUGAGUCUGAAGUGUAUAAGGCUUGUACAGACUGGGUGCGCUGGGACACAGAGGGCAGAGCCCAGUAUCUACAUGCGCUGCUGAAUGCAGUCCAUAUUUAUGCUCUGCCUCCAAAGUUCCUGAAGAACCAGCUCCUGUCUUGCCCCAUCCUCAGCAAGGCCAACUCCUGUAAGGACUUCCUGUCUAAAAUCUUCCAGGACAUGACACUGAGGAAGCUUCCUCCUGCACCGAUCCGCGGUACCCAGCUCAUUUACGUGGCCGGCGGAUACCGACAACAUUCACUGGCCUCCAUGGAGGCUUAUGAUCCCCAGAGGAACAUCUGGCUAAAACUGGCUGAUAUGGGGACUCCGUGCAGCGGUCUGGGAGCCUGUGCGCUGUUUGGACUCAUCUACACUGUAGGAGGAAGGAACCUGUCGCUUCAAAAUAACACUGAAUCCAGCGCGUUGUGCUGCUACAACCCAAUGACCAACCAAUGGAGCCAGCAAGCCUCCCUCAACAUCCCGCGGAACAGGGUCGGGGUGGCCGUGGUGGAUGGCUGCAUCUACGCUGUGGGGGGCUCCCAGGGCUCCAUACAUCACAGCACAGUGGAAAGGUGGGAUCCAGAGUCUAAUCGCUGGUCCUUUGUUUGUCCGAUGACGGUGGCUCGCCUGGGAGCCGGGGUGGCAGCAUGUGGUGGGGCGUUGUAUGUGGUGGGGGGCUAUGAUGGAGAGAACCGCUGGAACACAGCUGAGAAAUACCAACCCGACACAAACACCUGGCAUCAUUUGGCUCCCAUGAACACUGUACGCAGCGGACUAGGACUGGUGUGUGUGAACUCUUUUCUGUACGCUGUAGGAGGUUAUGAUGGGCAGAACCAGCUAUGCACGAUGGAAAUGUACAAUACAGUCAGGAACAUCUGGGUGCCCAGGGCAUCCAUGCAGCACUGCCGCAGCGCACACGGAGUUACGGUCCACCAGGGAAGCAUCUUUGUCAUCGGAGGUUUUAACCAGCAUGGCUUUCUGUCCAGCAUUGAGUACUACUGUCCGGAGAGGAAUGAAUGGACGUGUGUCACCAACAUGCCUGUUGGACGCAGCGGCAUGGGCGUUGCCGUAACCAUGGAGCCAUGCCCCGGCAGCCUGCCGGAACAAGAGGAAGAGGAUGAAGAUGGAGGCAUAGGAUGAAAAAAAAAAAUGAUGAAGGCUCAAAUGUUAAAUACAAGCAGUGCUACUUUUUAAAAUAGACUUAAAUUGUAUGCUGGUAUUAUGUUUAAGUGCACUUGGUCUGUUUUUACCUUUUUUGUCAACACAAUGGUGCCAAAACUGCCUGACUAAAUUUCAUAUGGAUUCAGAUCACCCUCCUAAAAAGUGCAAGAUUUGUACUUGACAUUCCCAUCCUCUGAUGAAUAAUUCCUCAGCUGCCUUCAAUUCUCUUCUAUCGUUAAAAAAUUUCACCAAGUGGA